Molecule: messenger RNA, 1106 nt
Organism: Soboliphyme baturini
Lineage: Eukaryota; Metazoa; Nematoda; Enoplea; Dioctophymatida; Soboliphymatidae
Source: the annotation of a GenBank genome assembly
AUGCUAGAUGCGCAUAAUGACUCUGAUAUAGAAAUCCCAAGCUGCAAGAACAUAGACUGUGGCCCAGAUGCGUACUGCAAAGAUCUUGGAAGCGCCUCUGGCAUGAACUCGACGACCUGCUUCUGUCAGAGUGGCUUCGUCGGCGAUCCCCCUCAGGAAAAGUGCAAAAUGCUUCUGUACUGCGACAUGCUGCACCAGCCAUGCAGUCCGGGAAAGUGCAUCAACGUCAUCGCUGGAUACGAAUGCGACUGUCCACCAGGUUAUGAAUUCGUUGACCAGCGAUGCAUGGACAUCGACGAAUGUGCUAGCGCCGUCGCUACGUGCGCCAAGUACGCCGUAUGCAUAAACACCGUCGGGUCCUACAAGUGCGAAUGCAUGAUCGGCUUUGAGGAAGGCGAAUCAGAUGAAUGCGUUCCCAUCGAUCGGUGUGAAUCGACAGACCCAAAGUACAGGUUGGUCUGCUCUGCCAAUGCUUACUGCCGGAAAAAUCGAUGCACAUGUUUCACAAAUUAUACCGGAGAUGGAAAGAACUGUGUCGACAUCGACGAAUGUGCAAGUGAUCCGUCGCCGUGUAGUCCAAGGGCUGCUUGCGUCAACCUAGUGGGAGGUUAUAACUGCAGCUGCAAACGAGGAUAUCGAGGAAACGGCUUCCAAUGCGCAGAUAUUAACGAAUGUGCGGAAAUGGACCGUGCCUGUGAUGUGCAUGCUUCGUGCAUGAAUUUGGACGGCGGUUAUCGAUGCAUUUGCCAGCCGGGCUGGGAUGGUGAUUCGCCCAAAGGCAUGGCGAACAGCUGUCCAAAUGUGGACGAGUGCUCGAUACCAACAAAAAACACCUGUGACCCAGCGACGUCUACCUGCCAGGACCUUCCGGGCGAUUACGCAUGUAACUGCAAACCGGGCUAUCGGCACCCAUCCGGCGACAACAAUAAGCUGUGUGUAGACAUCAACGAGUGCGUCGAUGGAGGGGGCAAUCCGUGCGGCAGCAAAGGUUCGUGCGUGAACAUCAACGGCGGAUACUUCUGCGAAUGUUUCGAAGGCUAUGCGCCGGCGAAUGACGACCAGACUGCGUGCGUAGGUAAGAGCACUUGUCCAGAUGUACAGUGACC